AUGGUUUAUUUGGUAACGCGAUUGCUUGGUUGCUUUAAUCGAAUGCAAAUUUUACUCCUCUAUUGGUUAAUGAUGAUGCAUAAAAUUGAAAUUUGUAAAACACAUCGCUUUCCAUUAUCAUCACCAAAAUGUCAACCGAUUACCGUGGAACAAUGUAAAGAUUUGCCGUACAAUGAAACACGAUUUCCAAAUUUGGUUGGUGAUGAAAGUGAAAGUGAUGCAGCAAAUGGUUUCAGUACAUUUGACCCAUUAAUUAAGAUUCGAUGUUCAUCACGGCUCAAAUUUUUCCUCUGUUCUAUCUACUUUCCAAUGUGUACUGAUAAGGUACCAAUUGCGAUUGGACCAUGUCGACCAUUAUGUGAACGGGUGCAAAUGAAAUGUGAACCAUUGUUGAAGGAAUUUGGUUUUCCAUGGCCAAUUUCAAUGAAUUGUUCAAAAUUUCCACUCGAAAAUAAUCAUGAUGCGAUGUGUAUGAAAGGUCCAGCAUCUGAUGAAGAUGGUCCACCGGUAGUUGAAGAAUUAGAAUCUGAUAUAACGAAGAAUGUAAUCACAUCAAAUCGUUGUAUGCAACAGCCAAGUACAAUUUAUAUGAAUCGAACUGGACAUUGUGUCCCAUUAUGUCAUUCAAAUAAUGGCUAUACAAAGGAUGAUCGUGAAGCAGCUAGUACAGCAUUAUUUAUUAUGUCAUUACUUUGUACUGCUUUAACAUCCGUUUGCUUGCUGACAUUUUGCACCCGGAAACAUUGUUUAGUUGGUUUACCGGAAUUAUCACUUCUAUUUUGUUCCGUAUCAUUUUCCGUUUCUGCUAUUGUAUAUCUUUUUUCGUUACUGUAUCGUGAUCAGAUUUCCUGUAUUGAAUACAAUUCAAAAUUGAUUUUUGUGGUUACCGGAGUUCAACAUAUUCCGUGUACAAUUGUUGCCAUUCUUCUGUACUAUUUCGGAACAACCGGUCGACUAUGGUGGUUUGUAUUGUGCUGCACCUGGAAUAAAUAUACUCAAAGGCAUCAGCAAAAUUCGGAUUCGUUGUUGUUUCGAACUCAUAUGCUAGCAUGGGGAAUACCUUUGGGUAUUGUUAUUUUGGCUUUAAUGGCACAAAGUGUUCGAGCUGAUCCAUUAUCGGGUAUUUGUUUGGUUGGUGGCGGAAAUCGAAUUAUUGAAGCGGUGUUUGUUUCGUUACGUGAAUUAAUACUUCUACUAUGUUCAUUAGUACCAUUGUUUUUUGGAUGUUUAGCAUUAAUUGGUUCUGCUCCAGCUACUGAUCAUUCUGUUGCAUCAGCUGGUUUACUUGGAAGUUUAUAUCCGAUGGCAGCUGCAUUUCUAUUACUUAGUUCCCUACAGUAUCUUUUGACACCUACAGCAACCGGUUGGAAUACCGUAACAGCAAUAAAACUUUUAGCUGAUCCAUUACUUGGAAUAUUAGCUUCAGCUGGAUGUUUUAUUCAAAUUCUUUUCAAUAUUUUUAAAGCAAAUCGUUUACAAUUACUCGAUAAGCAUGGUUAUCAACCAGCUGCUCCACAAAUACCUCAACCAGCAAUUCCAUCACAUACUGCAACAGCAAGUAAUGCAUAUUCCUUAUCAAGGUAUCCUGAACAAAGGCCGCUUUGUUAA
Molecule: messenger RNA, 1608 nt
Organism: Brugia malayi
Lineage: Eukaryota; Metazoa; Nematoda; Chromadorea; Rhabditida; Onchocercidae
Gene: Bma-mig-1
Exons: 8
Coding region: 1-1608 (535 amino acids)
Biological process (GO): canonical Wnt signaling pathway; non-canonical Wnt signaling pathway
Cellular component (GO): plasma membrane
Molecular function (GO): Wnt-protein binding; Wnt receptor activity
Source: RefSeq, a predicted model, not a curated record